ACUUUGAAGAAUGGAUACUCUGAGACGGAUCGUUUGAAGUUCCUGAAGGAAGCCAUUCUGAUGAACAAUUUCGAUCAUCCGAAUAUCGUAAAGUUGAUGGGUGUGUCACUGGAGAGUGAGCCAUACUAUCUAAUAAUUGAACUCAUGGAAGGCGGCGAUCUGUUGGGAUUUCUGCGCUCCAGCCGUCCAUCUGAUUGCUUGCCAUCGCAGUUGUCGCUCUGUGAACUGAUCGAUAUGAUGGUGGAUGUGGGACGUGGUGGAAGUUAUUUGGAGGCAAACCGUCAUGUGCAUCGUGAUCUGGCAGCCAGAAACUGCCUCAUCUCAUCAAGGAAUUCUCAUGCCAGAGUCACCAAGAUAGCUGAUUUUGGUCUGGCUCGUGACGUCUACACAAACGAUUACUAUCGCGUUCACGGUGAGGAUUUUCUACCGCUACGAUGGCUUGCACCCGAAUCGAUCACUGAUGGUGUUUUCACAUCAAAAAGUGACGUUUGGUCUUUUGGUGUUCUCUUGUGGGAGAUUCUCACGUUGGGACAACAACCAUAUAUCGGCAAACAAAACGUUCAGGUUAUAUCGUUCGUGAAAAGUGGCGGUCGACUCGAUAAACCGCCAUACUGUCCUGAUGAAAUCUUCCGAAUUGUCGAACGGGCAUGGAUUUAUGAUUAUGAAGAACGUCCUCGAUUUGCUGAUGUUCUGCCUGAACUUGAAGCUCUUCGUGGUAAUCCGGCAUAUCAGGAUGAUACUCCGUUCCCUCCAUCGUGUCCUUCCCUGACCACAACUUCGAACUUCGAUGUUUCAACUGAUUCGAAUAUGAGCAUAACGGGAAGUGCAGAUCGCAGUGGCAGUGUGCGAUUCGACAAGAGCGAUAAUCCGUCGACCAAAACACAAGGUCGUCCGUCGAUACUUCGAUCGUUGAGAAAAGAAAGGCCCAAACAACCGCCAAGUCGUGAAGAAAUCGAAUCGAAAGCUGCAUCAUCAUGCUCAUCACGUACGGCGAAUAGUGUCGUUUCCAACGAAACGAUUUCCACAGGGCUGGAUAGCGAAUAUAUGCUCAGCGGUGCGGGAUGUGGGGGAAUCGAUAACGAAGGCUUUAUUUCAAGUGAUUAUUAUGAAGCUCCAACUAGACGUCUGAAGACGAACGUAGCUAACACCAAACGUAGGACUCUACCGCCGCCCAUUAACACUGGUCCGAGCACGCCUUCCGCAACGCCUCCAUCUUCGGCGCAGAGUCGAUCCUCUCAAGACAGUAGUUCAAUAUUUGUACGUCCGGCGAGAGUCAGUCGAGUCUAA
Anisakis simplex (herring worm) is the source of this 1287-nucleotide messenger RNA. NCBI's taxonomy places the organism in Eukaryota, Metazoa, Nematoda, Chromadorea, Rhabditida, Anisakidae. The record is from the annotation of a GenBank genome assembly.